GUGUCGGUAGAAUCUUUCUCCAAGCAGUUACAGUGGGUCGUUGAGAAAAGACGUCUGUCCUAACCCAUUUCACAAAAGGGAUCCCUUUUAGAUUGCGUUUGCUUUGGAAGUUCCUCGAUCUUCUCCUCCCCGAGUUGGUCUUCCUCAUCUAAAACCUGUUAGAGACAGUUUUUAUGGUUGCUGAGAUUUUUGGAGAACAUGAAUCCUGGUGGAUAUACUAUAGAAGUUUCAGGUUUGUCUCCGGAGGCCACGGACAAGGACGUCUAUGAUUUUUUCGCUUUCUCUGGUGCGAUCGAACAUGUCGAAAUCGCCAGAUCUGGUGAAUUGGCCUGUACCGCCUAUGUGACAUUCAAAGAUGCUUAUUCUCAAGAUACUGCAUGCUUGCUCAGUGGUGCCACAAUUUUGGAUCAACGUGUAUGCAUAACCCGCUGGGGGCUAUAUGAAGAUGAAUUUGAUUUUUGGAACAGGCCAUCACAUAGGCAAGAAGAGGAAACUCAUACACAAAGAAGCCAAUUUUCCAGCACCGGCGAGGCAGUAACUAUGGCACAGGAAGUAGUUAUUACCAUGCUAGCCAAGGGAUAUGAUCUAGGUAAAGAUGCAUUAAGCAAGGCCAAAGCUUUUGACGGGUCUCAUCAAGUUUCAGCAACUGCAGCAGCCAAGGUUGCUGAGCUCAGCCAGAGAAUGGGCCUCAGUGAUAAGAUAUCUGCAGGGGUUUAUGCUGUUAAAUCUGUUGAUGAAAAGUAUCAUGUCUCAGAUAUGACCAAGUUAGCCGUGUCGGCAACCGGAAGAACAGCUGCAGCAGCUGCAAGCAGCAUGGUAAACAGUAGCUACUUUUCGAAGGGAGCUCUUUGGGUCUCAGAUGCUUUAACUCGAGCAGCAAAAGCUGCAGCUGACUUGGGUAGUCGUGGUGUUAACCAAUGAGGCCUUUGAUUAACUCAAAUAUGCCUUUUGUUCUCGUAUAUGAAUAGCUUAAAACAUAUAGAUAUUUUGUAAUUUUGUAUCUUGGUAUGAACUGUGGAGUAAUCGCUAUAAUAAAGAUGUACAUAAGAGGUAUUAAAGAAAAACAGAACAUCGCCCAGAAAAGGAAAAAAAAAAACAGCAUCAUAGAUUCA
Messenger RNA from Alnus glutinosa, 1112 nucleotides. Its product is annotated as binding partner of ACD11 1. Lineage: Eukaryota; Viridiplantae; Streptophyta; Magnoliopsida; Fagales; Betulaceae. The transcript has 5 exons. Gene Ontology annotation, molecular function: RNA binding. The coding region runs from base 199 to 921 and encodes 240 amino acids. The record is from RefSeq and is a predicted model, not a curated record.